Messenger RNA from Ceratosolen solmsi marchali, 2705 nucleotides. It is a transcript of the gene shep, whose product is annotated as RNA binding motif single stranded interacting protein alan shepard. Bases 86 to 1810 code for a protein of 574 amino acids. The transcript has 13 exons. NCBI's taxonomy places the organism in Eukaryota, Metazoa, Arthropoda, Insecta, Hymenoptera, Agaonidae. Gene Ontology annotation, molecular function: RNA binding. Gene Ontology annotation, cellular component: ribonucleoprotein complex. The record is from RefSeq and is a predicted model, not a curated record.
UCUAUCUCUCUCUCUCUGUCUCCUGCGCGCUUGCGGCCCGACUCGGCCGCUCGUGCAGUGCGUGUGACACGAGCACGCCGCUAGGAUGUCCGUGAGAAUGGAGAACGUGGCCGCGCCGAGGAAGCUCAAUUACAAAAUGAUGGGUCCAAACGGGCCUCGGCCGACGUACACGGGCGCGAACGGCGGUAGUGCCGGCGGCGGCGGCGGCGGCGGCGGCGGAGGCGGAGGCGGUGGAGCCGGGAGCGGCGGCGUCGGCGUGGGACCGGCCGCGGGCGGCGGCGUCCAGGUCGGCGUCGGCGGGGCUGGUGUCGGUGGUGGCGGCGGAGGCGGCGGGGGCGGCCACGGUCUGAAGGCCGGCGUAGGCGGGGGCCCCCGCGGCGGCAACCCCGUGCAGUACAGGGCGAGCGGCGCGGCCGCGGCCUGGGGGGCGGCACCGAGCCACGCGGCGGCCGCGGCAGCGGCGGCGGCGGCGGCUGCCGGAUACCCGCCCUACACGAGGUACCCGAGCGGCGCGGCUGCGGCCGCGCAGAUACCCGUCAUCGCCCAGCAGAUACCGCCGAACCCCAACCCCUACAGUGCCACGACCUACGCCCAACACGCGUCGUAUGGGGGACAACGUGUUCCUACCGCCUCGUCUCCGGCGAACACAAACAGUAGUUCUAGCAGUGCCACAGGUAGUCAAAGCGGGACGAUGAGUACUAACCUUAGCAAUAACGCCAUGCAGAACCAACAGUCAGAGCAAUUGUCGAAAACCAACCUCUACAUACGUGGUCUCAAUCAAAACACAACAGACAAGGAUCUUGUUAAUAUGUGUUCUCAGUACGGGACUAUAACUUCGACGAAGGCGAUUCUGGACAAAAAUACAAAUAAAUGUAAAGGUUAUGGCUUUGUAGACUUUGAAUCACCGGCGGCGGCAGAGGGUGCUGUCAAAGCCCUGGUCGCCAAGGGUAUCCAAGCGCAGAUGGCGAAAGUGGGUAUCUGGUUGAUCCGUAGACUGGCCAGUGUACGUUGGUUGUGCAUGCAACAACAGGAGCAGGAUCCAACCAAUCUCUAUAUCGCCAAUCUGCCACUGUCAUUCAAAGAGAACGACGUCGAGGGUCUGCUCACUCAAUAUGGUCAAGUUAUUUCUACGCGCAUCCUACGUGAUACUUCCGGACAAAGUAAAGGCGUUGGAUUUGCAAGGAUGGAAUCCAAAGAAAAGUGUGAACAGAUCAUACAAAUGUUUAAUGGCAAGGCAUUGCAUGGAGGCAAGGAUCCUCUUUUAGUGAAAUUUGCCGACGGCGGUAACAAAAAAAAAUCUCUCUAUAAAAGCACAAUAUGGAGGGAAACGGGUGAUGUGAGUAAUUCGAAUAUGGCCCUGAACUACGACACGAGUGCGGUCGGACAAAACGGAGUGGCGACGGCCCACAUGCUACCAGCUGCGACCCUCGCCCAAUACGGCCGGCAUUACAGUCAAGCGAUGCCAGGAUACAACGUGCCUGGCACGCCCUGGGUUACGCCCUACCUCGUCCAGACUCCUCCACACAUGCAACAGGUCGACAUGAUGCCAUCGGCUGAUCCAAGCAAUCCGCAGUACAGCAUGAUUCCACAACUUACAACUCAAAUGUCCACAUUACAUCUUGGAACUGGUUCCUACAUAAGUCCGCAUCCGUACCCGUACACGACUUACCCGGCACCCAGCAUCAUUCACGCCCCUAUGGCCCUAGGCGAUUCCGAUCAGACGAGCAACGCAGCGUCACCGGACGACUCCUAUCAACAAUACCAGGCUCAGCAGCCCAAGUUCAACUAUGCGGAGGGUUACACGAGUUAGGCGAGGUACGCUUGUCGAUACGGGGAGUUACUUUAAAAAGAAAAAAAAACACAAAAAAAGAAGAAUAGAUGAGAAAAAAGAUAACAUUGCGUAAAGUCAGAUAAGAUUCUUCCUCACGAUAAAUUGACUUGCCAGCCAUCUUUUAUACAUUUUAUCCAGCAAGAUAAAAUAGGUGAAAGUAGUUGAAUAUUUUGCAACGAGUAGAGAAUGAUUGAGUGUUGACUUUAAAAAAAUAGAAGAGCGAGCAGGGCAAAGCGACACUCGCGGUGUUGAUUUAUGUACGACAUGCUAUACACACAAAUGAGAAAAAAGAAAAUUAAGGAAAAAAAAUUAAAAUAAUAAUAAUAAUAAGAAAAAAUGGCACGACAGCUCCACAAAACGCCAACACAUCGUAUAGCUGAAUAGCGACAACUAACAUAGGCAACGGGGCAGUCAUAGGCGUCAAGCUGAUAGGCUUCCAGGAUAACUUUAGGUAUUACAUUUACUAAGGAAGACGUUAAUAAGUCGUCGGAGCUAAGCGCUUGAGAGAGUGUGAAUAAAUAUUUUAACAAACUGGAAACUAUAAAGAAAAACGCUGCUUAGAAAUAUACAAAGAAAAAUGAAAAAUCUUCCCAAAUUUCAAGUUUCAGGAAAAAUCGAAUUCUGAUCCUUUGUCAAGACUAAAUGGUUUACAACGCUUGAUAGACUUUUCGGAAUCUCUGUUUAUCCUAUUUAAGAUACUUGCCUUAAUGUGCGAUUUGUACCUUUUUAUAUUGUUCACUGGCGUCUUUAUUAGAUGAAAUUGUAAUGCAGUGCCUUUGUUGACCUUUGAAUCAUUGAGGUAUUUCGUGUUCGUGUCAAUGUAAGAUAAGUGAUUUAAAUCUGUAAUUAAUCAUAAAUCGUCACGUACUUUCCA